AAUUACACACCUGUAUCUCCAAUUUUGUCUUUUUAUUUCAUACAGCCUUGUUGCAAUUUUCGCAUUUGCUUAGUUUAUAAUGUGAGAUUCUCUGAUUUUUAUCUCUGUUUCUUUCAGGUGAGUGUGCGUGUGGGUGUGGAGUUGUGUCUGAAAGGCUCUUCCCCAUGUGACAUUUACUUUAAGGAUGAGUGAGAUAUAUUAGAAGGGGCCAAGGAGAAAUAGUAAAGUGUGUGUUUUUCCUCAUCACAAACAGGCAUUGACUGUUUAAAGGAGAAGAUGAUCAAGAAUGGUGAAGUUGUUUCUCCUUUUGAGAUGGAAGAUCAAGGGAACGGAUACACGGUAGAUGAAGCGCUUUCAAGUGUGGGGUUUGGGACUUUCCAGGUUCUUUCGCUCGUUUUUGCUGGAAUCGGUUGGUGUUCGGACGCCAUGGAGGUUACACUGCUCUCCUUCAUAGGACCGGCACUAGAAUCUGAAUGGUCCCUUUCUCCCACUGAAGAGAGUCUUCUAUCCACUGCUGUUUUUGGUGGGAUGCUUGUUGGAUCAUAUUUCUUGGGCUUCAUAGCAGAUGCCUAUGGAAGAAGGACGGGAAUUCGAGGUGUAGCCAUAAUAACUUUUGCAGCAGGACUUGUCAGUGCCUUUUCGCCAGAUUACAAGUCGCUAGUCAUCCUUCGGUUUUUUGUGGGAUUUGGUGCUGCAGGUGGGCAUGUGUAUGCAGCCUGGUUCUUGGAGUUCAUACCGAGCUCCAAUAGAGGUGCUUGGAUGCUUGUCGUGAUGUGUUCCUGGAUAUUUGGGGAACUUUUGGAGGCUUCUCUUGCAUGGAUUAUCAUGCCAAGAUGGGGUUGGAGGUGGCUACUUGCAUUAUCCUCCAUUCCAUCUUUUACAGUGCUUCUCCUGUCCACUUUCACUCCAGAGACUCCAAGAUACUUAUGCACGAAAGGUAGAACCGAUGAAGCGAUCAGAGUUUUGGAAAAAAUAGCUCUGGUCAACGGAAAAGAACUUCCCUCAGGAAGUCUUGUCUCUGAUCACCAAAAAGUGCAGCCAGAAGAAGUAAAUUUUCCGUCAGAAGAAACUUACCUCAUCUCCUCAAGCGCAAGCAAGACAAGUAGCUUUGGAAAAUGCUUCGGAUCUCUCUCUGAACUCCUCUCACCAGAUUUACUAGGAACCACUCUUCUUGCAUGGAUUAUGUUCUUCGCCUACACAUUUGCAUACUACGGGAUCCAACUGAUGGUUUCCGCAUUGAGCAGCGGCCGCAGUGAUUGCCACUCAUCAAGUAUCCUUCCCAACAAUGUCCAGAAUGAUAGCCUCUAUAUUAAUGUUUUCAUCACCUGUUUAGCAGAAAUUCCAGGGCUGCUUCUAGCCAUGGUUCUUGUGGAAAGGUUUGGCCGGAAGCUCUGUAUGGAAAUCCUGACGAUGCUAACAGUCAUUGUCAUCCUACCACUGCUUGCACAUCAAAAUGGAACUGUGACAACGGCUUUAUUGGUCAGCGGCCGCAUGUUCCUAUCUGCAGCAUUUAACACUUUGUGCGUCUACACAGAAGAGGUUUAUCCAACUUCUGUAAGAGCCAGUGGCUACGGACUUGCAACUGCUGUGGGGAGAAUCGGUGGUAUGAUAUGUCCUCUGGUGGCAGUAGGACUGGUGAGGGGUUGCCAUCAAACACUUGCAGUUAUAUUCUUUGGUAUUGUUAUACUUAUUUCUGGAAUCGCCGUCCUGUUUUUCCCAUUUGAGACAAAAGGGAGAGGGCUUACGGACGUCGUCAGCAACAAAGAAUGAAUCUAAUUCUUGAGGUUGUCUGAUUUUUCACCCCAUUAGAAGAAGAAAAACCAAAACGACCACGAGAAAACUGUCCGUAGACACAUGAGUAGUUUCAUCUGUAGGUAAUUGCCAGGGGUUAGAACUAGCAACAGGAACUACCUGCAUGAUGCUUGCCCUGCAAAUGUUUCAUUGACAUCCAUAGUUAAUGUAUCAUUUGUGUACCACCUUUCAUUCAUACAUAACAUUGUAAGUUGUAGUGACCUAUAAUUUCGGGCAUGUCCGAUCUAAUUACACUA
This is a messenger RNA of Sesamum indicum (sesame), 2048 nucleotides long. RefSeq names its product organic cation/carnitine transporter 7. Gene Ontology annotation, biological process: transmembrane transport. The record is from RefSeq and is a predicted model, not a curated record. Gene Ontology annotation, cellular component: membrane. NCBI's taxonomy places the organism in Eukaryota, Viridiplantae, Streptophyta, Magnoliopsida, Lamiales, Pedaliaceae. Gene Ontology annotation, molecular function: transmembrane transporter activity.